Messenger RNA from Callorhinchus milii (elephant shark), 2777 nucleotides. It is a transcript of the gene brms1la, whose product is annotated as BRMS1 like transcriptional repressor a. Gene Ontology annotation, cellular component: Sin3-type complex. Gene Ontology annotation, biological process: negative regulation of transcription by RNA polymerase II. Gene Ontology annotation, molecular function: histone deacetylase binding. NCBI's taxonomy places the organism in Eukaryota, Metazoa, Chordata, Chondrichthyes, Chimaeriformes, Callorhinchidae. The transcript has 10 exons. The coding region runs from base 160 to 1155 and encodes 331 amino acids. The record is from RefSeq and is a predicted model, not a curated record.
GCGCCGUUGGGCUCGUCGGCGGCGAGUGUCGCGGGUGUUUCUGAAACGUUCAGCGGCUCCGUGUCUUUAAGAAAAAGUCAACCGGCCCGGCGGCGGCCGCCAGCUCCGGCCUUGCAUUUAUUUUUUAAAAUUUUUUUAAUAAAAAAAAACCGCAUCACGAUGCCGGUUCAUUCCAGAGAAAAGAAAGAAAACAACCAUCACGAAGACAUGGACGUCGAUUACCCGGAAAAUGAAGGCGGCAGCAGCUCGGACGAUGAGGACACGGAGAGCUCCUCGGUCUCGGAGGAUGGCGACAGUUCAGAGAUGGAUGAUGAGGACUGUGAAAGAAGAAGAACAGAAUGUCUAGAUGAGAUGUCUAAUCUGGAGAAACAAUUCACAGAUCUAAAAGAACAGCUAUACAGAGAAAGACUAAGUCAAGUGGAAGCAAAACUCGAGGAGGUUAUUGCAGGAAAAGCGCCUGAAUAUUUGGAGCCUUUAGCAGCACUACAGGAGAAUAUGCAAAUCCGAACAAAAGUUGCAGGUGAUUUUGUGAUUACAGGUAUCUAUAGAGAGCUCUGCUUGAAAACUGUGAAGAACCAAUAUGAGUGUGAGGUGCAGGCUGCAUUCCAGCACUGGGAGAGUGAGAAGUUGCUCCUGUAUGAUACGGUACAAAGUGAACUGGAGGAGAGAAUCCGACGACUUGAAGAGGACCGACACAGUAUUGACAUCACAUCAGAGCUAUGGAAUGAUGAAUUGCAGUCAAGAAAAAACAAGAGGAAAGAUCCAUUUAGUCCGGACAAAAAGAAAAAGCCAGUGGUUGUGUCUGGUCCUUAUGUAGUUUACAUGUUACAAGACCUCGAUAUACUUGAAGACUGGACAACAAUUAGAAAAGCAAUGGCUACACUUGGACCACACAGAGUAAAACCAGAUGCAUCCACCAAGACAGAAAAACAGCUGCACAGUGCCAGCUCAGAAGAUGGAAGAUUAUUGUAUGAUGGAGAGUGGUACAGCCGUGGCCAAACUAUAUGUAUUGACAAGAAAGAUGAAUAUCCUAUAAGUGCUGCAAUAACAACCAUCAACAAUGAUGAAGUUUGGUUCAAGAGGAUGGAUGGCAGCAAAUCCAAACUUUACAUUUCCCAGCUACAGAAAGGAAAAUACACCAUCAAACAUAUAUAGCUCUCCAUGCUACUCACCAGUUCUUUUUCUGUAUGAACUUUGUAUUGUUUCUGGACAAUGCUGAAGAUGUCAUGGCAUCUGAAUUCCUAUUUAAUGAAAUGCAAUCAAUUCCAGACACUGUAAUUUAACUGAGUCUUCAGUCUUACCUGGUGAGAACAAAGUGCUUGAAAGUGAAAUCUUUUGAAAAAUAGAAUGUUAAGUUUGUUGCCUUUUAAUUUUCCUGUCCAUUCCUCGUCUUAAUUAGCAAGGAUCAAAUAAUGGAUUUAAGGGUAAAAAAGUAAUGAUUACAUAAAUUUGAAUUUUAUUGUUUAUUAUUGUACAGCUGUCCAAAACAUUUUUUUCUCUCUCUGAUUACCAACAGUUUUAUCUUUGUCCCAAUUGAUUUAGAAUGUCUCAGUAUUGUGACCUCUGAUUCAAGCUGCCUAAUUCAGACAUAUGAAAUGUAGGCUAAUGUAGUGCAGGAUUAUACUGUGAAGCAACCAAUGCAGUAUUCUGUACCACUCUUACAGUGCGCCCAAGCCACUAUCAUGUGGGCAUCGUCAAUGUCCAGUACUGUAAAAUCAAUUUAUUCUCAUUCUAUGAUCUAGCUUGUUGCAGAGGUGGUUAAAAUACUGUACCGUGAGAGAUGUACUUCAGAAGCAUAGACUUAGUGUAGAUAGAUUCUAAUGUCAUUUUCUUUCAACUCUGAGCUUCAAAUUUUGUAAGUAGAAAUAACUGGAAGAAGCUAGAGCAUUUCAAGACAUUAAGACUUAAGAAAGUUAUUUUACCUUUAAAUGGACAAAUGAUUUGCUGCUUGGCUAGUCACAUUGUGUUUUAGCAGUUAAUGUGAUAAUGUAUGUGGAAUAGAGUUGAACAGCCCAAGUAGACUGAAUUUGCUGUGCGUAUCUGGUUUUUGCUUUAUCUAAAAGAUGGUGAAAUUAAAUCUGUGCUUUUAGCUGCAACUUUGUUUUGCCCAAGCUGAUAACCAGAUGUUUGCCUGGUUAAGUGAAACACCAAGGAAACAAAUUUUGUUGAUAAAAUGGACUAGUCUUGUUCAGAUACAGCAAGUGAAUUUAGAAAGUAAUUAGUGUGAGGCCUUUUUGGUUUUGUGUUUUUCUUUGCGUGUUGUGUAUGAUCUAUUCAAACCUACUACCAAGCCUCGGCUAGACUGUGCCAAAAUAGGCCCAAGCACAGUUAAUUGAUUAAUUUUUUAUUCAUUGCUGAAUUUUAUAUUUUUAUAGGGUUCUGUGCGACUAAAACUAGCACAUAUGUUAUCAGCCAAAUACUGAGAAUCAGUUUAAUCAUGUGAGCUGCAAAUGGUCACUUCCCAUUUUUUUUUCAGGUGUGGGUUGUGACUGUGGAUAAAGAAGUGUGUUUUGCAAUGUAAGAGAUUAUCUCCUGAAAAGCCAUCUUCAUUUCAGAAAUAUGCAGUCUGUUCUUGAUUAACUCGCUUGUUUUCCCUCAAAUGUACAUCAUGUGAACAAAAAUGGACAAUAUUUUGCAUGAAAAUGUUGAACUGGAGACUUUCUGUUUUUGUUACCUGAUUAUAAUCCUGAACAAACAUUGUUACAUAAAUUAUGUGGACUGUAUAUAAAAGCUCUUUUGAAAACAUGUGAACCAUUAUAAAAACAUUUUUGAAACCU